Messenger RNA from Camellia sinensis, 775 nucleotides. The record is from RefSeq and is a predicted model, not a curated record. Lineage: Eukaryota; Viridiplantae; Streptophyta; Magnoliopsida; Ericales; Theaceae.
UAGAUGUACUUUGCACCCCCUCAUAGUUUUGAGUCACUUCCAAUACACACAACAUACUCAAACAUCCUAGCUAGCCCCAAAAAACCACAAAAUCAACAACAUUAAAACCUUCACUUCAACCAUGAAAGUAUUAGAAGCAGCCACGUUUCUCCGCCCAACGCCGCCCUUCGACAGACUGUUUCCGGCCAAAUCGGCCCGCCAUCCCCAAUGGAGAUUUGUGCCCAUUAGAGCAAAAAGAGGAGUCGACGGCGGAGACUUAUACGGUGGCGAUCGGCCGGUGGAUGAGGGCAUGAUCGUCCUUCGGAUGCGAAUUCGGGAGUUGAAGUUGUCGGAGAUGAGCCACGUGUUGCCUUCGGAUUGGAUGGAGUGGGAGAAGAAAUAUUAUGAGAAUUACAACGAGGAUGUUUGUGAAGCAAUGGGGUGGCUGCAAUCGGUCUUGAUGAAUACAAGGCCGUCUUUGGCUAUGGGAAUGGUUGCACUUGUUGCUUUGAGUGUACCCUUUUCUAGUUUUGUUGUCCUACUCCAUGCUAUAGAAGUGGCUAAGGGGUUUGUAUCUAUGUUUCUCCGAACUAUGUGAAUUCGGAACCAACAAAAAAGAACAGAAGAAAAAGAAAAUAGGAGGAACACUAGUGUGAUUUACAUAUUAAUGCAAGUUAGAAAGGUCUGCAAUAUUCUAUAUUUGAAUUUCUAUUAACUCAGAUUGUGUUUGGAUUAAUUACUUGUGUGGAUUUAUAGAUGAAAAUGAAAUGAGAGAAUGCAAUUUUUUUUACUUCUA